AUGGAAGUGUAUGACGACACAAAUGACCCAAUAGAAUUGGAGGUACCAGUCUAUCUCUGUGACAACAACUCGCAACAGGUUUUUCUAACACAAUACCCAACAAGACUCGCGUGGAGACCAUUCGAUUUAUCGCAAGUCGACGAAGUCCGGUUUAAGCCAGAGCAAAAAGGGCUAGAAAUGGAUGUCAAACUGCCCGAGGAGUAUAUCGACGACGAAUCAUCAUUCAAAAUUAAGUCACAAACAUACAAAGGGUCGGUGACGGAAAAUCGAGCGAACUAUGCUGUCGGCUUUGUCAAAGAAGUCCAAAAGGUACCAACAUUGGUUCUAUUCCCGGUCUCCACUGUCUCCCAAAUGAGACCAAAGUUUGAUUAUGUUGACGCAGACUACGUCGAGGAAAAAGUCGAGAAAGCGGAGCCAACGGAUGAGACAAAGAAAAAGCGGAUUGCCGUCUCCGCAGCCCCAACAAAAAAGCAGAAAGACGCGGAGCAGCUCAAAAAGGAUGAAGCCGAAGAAGCAAUCAAAAUGAAAUUACACGACACAACGGCGGAUGAGACAAUCCAAGUUGUGGAAGACAUGGUCAAGUCGGCGAGAGGAAAGAUUGAAUGGAAUGAAGAUGUCGAAGAAUAUGUCAAUAAACUUGCGCCAAUAAUUGAGGUACCCCCACCAAUGUUACCAAAUCGCGAUAAGAUCAUUCAAGUACUUGGCAUUGGGAAGAUCAUGCCACUACCUCGUAUAUUAGAAAUGAUGAAAGUGAGUGAACAGUCUGUUGUGGGGUGGAUAUCCGAAUUGUGUUUUGUAGUUCGUGGUUGUUUAGUUCUUCGUGGGGAGUUUUUAGAUAUUGGAAUGCGAGAGAAUUGUGUAAGAGAGAUGGUACUCUCUGUCAUUACACAAAAGGGGAGAGUGUGUAUGGACGACAUCAAGUCGGUGUGGAAAAAAUAUGAAGAGCAGAUAGCCAUGGUGAGUCGCGUUUUGACCGACUACUGCACUUUAAUGAAAGACGAGGAGACGUACUAUUGGAAGAGUAAAGUCGAAGACGAUUCAUUAGGUUCCGAAUGGGAUCAUUUAGUCAAAGCAAGCCAACAACAUUGGAAGGGUGUGAAACAAGGGAUAGUGAAAAAGAUGAAAGAACUUGACAAAACUGGUGAUGAGUUUACAGGUAAUACACAAACUAGUGGUAAGAUAGUGGGAGGAUUGAAUGACGAGAGUCAAGGACCAGUGGUUCAUUUCAUCAAAGAAUACUUGAUGAAGAAUGGUGCGUGCACUUCACAGUAUUUGAUGGGUGUUGUGGAAAAGGAAAUUACUCGAGCGAAAAGCAAAUUGAAGGGUGUUGUGAUCUCACACGAAAUUUUGUUGUCUGUGCUCGAACCAAUUACAUACAAAAUCGACACAUUGUAUGUUUCCAAAGAAUGUCCCAAAGGCAAAAACGAGGAACUUCGAAUUGCGAUCAUCAACUUUGCAACAAAGAAGACAAGCUUCUUGCAACAAGAGCUUCGAACACAUUUACAGAAUAUUGUUAUCAAUGGAAAGAAAGAAGCAAUAUCGCAAAGUGACAUUAAAGACCACAUCAGUGAAUUUAUGACGAUGAAAGGGAAUGCCUGGGUACUCAAGAAAGGCGACGGACAGAACUAG
This is a messenger RNA of Entamoeba invadens IP1, 1629 nucleotides long. RefSeq lists its product as hypothetical. Gene Ontology annotation, cellular component: RNA polymerase III complex; nucleus. NCBI's taxonomy places the organism in Eukaryota, Evosea, Mastigamoebida, Endamoebidae. Gene Ontology annotation, biological process: DNA-templated transcription. The transcript has a single exon. The record is from RefSeq and is a predicted model, not a curated record. Bases 1 to 1629 code for a protein of 542 amino acids.